UUUUAAGGAUUGCCUAGUUUUUGAGAAAAAAAGUAACAUUGAACAAUUUAUAGGUGCUCUUUAAUGUGAUGUUUUCAUCAUCAAUAUACAAGUUUGUAAGUUGUUUGCGGAAUUAAAAGUUGACGUCUAAACUGAAUGGAAUUAUCAGACAAAUGAAACUAAUGAAACGUCAGAUUUCAUCAAAGAGCUGGUUGUUUUGUUACAGUAUGAAGGGAAAGUUAUCCCACGUUUUGAUGCUUAAAAUACGAUGACGGAGACAGUAACAAUAGGAAUCAAAACAACGGAAAAUGCCAAAUUGAUUAGUUGUAACAAAAACUGAUGUGAAACAAGUUUUGAUUUGUGUGUGCCAUAAAUUGUUUCUUUAAUUUCUACAAUACCACAUCAUCACCAUUCGAUCAUUUCACCAUCCGACACGAAGGGGAAUAAUUGAGAUUAGGAUUCAGAAAAAAUAAAUCGGGAGUUGAGAACAUCCAAAUGCCUAUUCGUGCAAUUUCCUAUACAAAGUUAUUUAAUAAUGAAUUUGCGUGGCAUUCCCGUACGGCGAUCGUUGAAAACAAAAAUUCUUUUCCUUUCCUUCGUGUUCGCUACAUUCGUUUUAUAUGUAAAAUUCAUAACGAAAAGUACAGAUGCUACUGAAAAUGAAUCGAACAUUCAUUCGGAAAACCAGAAAUUGAUCGGAGGAGAUAUAAUAAAUAUUGAAAACCAACAACCAUUGAUAGUGGAUGAAGAUGAAGAGGAUGUGGGUCAAAGUGUUGAGCUAUACAAACAAUACAUAGAAGCCGACAUGGCGAAGCAGAUAAAGGGAUUAGGUGACAAUGGACAAGCCGCUUCACUUGCAGAAGCAGCGUCAAAAGAAAUUGGGGAAAGUCAAUUGAAAAAGAUUGCACUGAAUGAAGAGCUAAGUGAGCACAUAAGCUACAAUCGCUCACUUCAAGAUGCCCGCAAUCCUUUGUGUCGAUCACAAUACUUCAACUUAAAUGAGCUUCCAACAACAAGUAUCGUUGUCAUAUUUUACAAUGAACCCUACUCUGUGUUGGUGCGCACAGUCCACAGUGUGCUUAAUACGGUAGAUCAUCGUUUACUGAAGGAAAUUAUUCUAGUUGACGAUUGUAGCACAAAUUAUGUCUUGAAAGAAAAACUAGAUUACUAUGUUCAUACAAGACUUCCAAAGAAUAUUGUAAAAAUUGUUCGGUUAAAACACAGAUUGGGUCUCAUUCGAGCCAGACUUUCUGGAGCUCGUUUGGCAAGAGGAGAUGUUUUAGUGUUUUUAGACGCCCACUGUGAAGCAAACAUUGGUUGGAUAGAACCUCUAUUAGCUCGAAUCAAAGAAUCUCAUAAAAGCGUUUUAGUUCCAAUUAUUGAUGUAAUUGAUGCAAAAGACUUCCAUUAUAGUAUCAAUGGCUUCCGAAAUUUCCAGGUCGGCGGUUUUACUUGGAAUGGACACUUUGACUGGAUUAAUGUACCAAUGAAAGAAAAGCAACGUCUUAUCAAAAAUUGUGGAGAAAAAGCAGACAUUUGCCCAACUUACAGUCCAACAAUGGCCGGAGGAUUGUUCGCGAUAUCCCGUGAAUAUUUUUGGGACAUUGGUUCUUAUGACGAACAGAUGGACGGAUGGGGAGGUGAAAACCUAGAAAUGUCAUUCCGCAUUUGGCAAUGUGGAGGUACCAUAGAAACGAUGCCUUGCUCACGUGUCGGCCACAUUUUUCGUGACUUCCAUCCAUAUGAGUUCCCUGAUAAUCGCGACACCCAUGGUAUCAAUACUGUGAGGUUGGCAAAUGUUUGGAUGGAUAGCUAUGCCGAUUUGUUCUUCCUAAAUCGCCCUGAUCUGAAG
Molecule: messenger RNA, 1831 nt
Organism: Sitodiplosis mosellana (orange wheat blossom midge)
Lineage: Eukaryota; Metazoa; Arthropoda; Insecta; Diptera; Cecidomyiidae
Gene: Pgant1
Product: polypeptide N-acetylgalactosaminyltransferase 1
Cellular component (GO): Golgi apparatus
Source: RefSeq, a predicted model, not a curated record